Chionomys nivalis (European snow vole) is the source of this 1701-nucleotide messenger RNA. It is a transcript of the gene Lctl, whose product is annotated as lactase like. The record is from RefSeq and is a predicted model, not a curated record. Gene Ontology annotation, biological process: carbohydrate metabolic process. The transcript has 13 exons. Gene Ontology annotation, molecular function: beta-glucosidase activity. The coding region runs from base 1 to 1701 and encodes 566 amino acids. NCBI's taxonomy places the organism in Eukaryota, Metazoa, Chordata, Mammalia, Rodentia, Cricetidae.
AUGAAGCCAGAGUGGGGCAUCAUCCUUGGGUGGAUCCUGCUGGUGGCCAGGGCAGGGGCUGCCAGGAGAGGACCCCCAGAAGAUGCAUCCUUCUACUAUGGAACCUUUCCACCUGGUUUCUCCUGGGGCGUGGGCAGUUCUGCCUACCAGACAGAAGGUGCGUGGGACCAGGAUGGGAAAGGGCCCAGCAUCUGGGAUGCCUUCACACACAGCGGGGAGGGGAGAGUCCUAGGGGACGACACAGCGGAUGCAGCCUGCGACAGCUACUACCGAGUGCAGGAGGACAUUGCCCUGGUGAAGGAGCUACGUGUCAGUCACUACCGAUUGUCCCUGUCUUGGCCACGGAUCCUGCCCACAGGGGUCAGAGCUGAACAGGUGAACAGGAGAGGAAUCGAAUUCUACAGCGAUUUCAUUGACGCCUUGCUGAAGAGCAACCUCACCCCCAUUGUGACCUUGCACCACUGGGAUCUGCCUCAGAUGCUCCAGGUCACAUAUGGUGGAUGGCAGAAUGCGAGCAUGAUCCGAUACUUCAGGGACUAUGCUGACCUAUGUUUUGAGGUCUUUGGGGACCGAGUGAAACAUUGGCUCACAUUCAGUGAUCCUCGGACAAUGGUAGAAAAAGGCUACGAGACCGGUCUCCACGCCCCAGGCCUGAGGCUCCCGGGCACUGGUCUGUACGUGGCUGCACAUCAUAUCAUCAAGGCACACGCCCAAGCCUGGCAUUCUUAUAACAACACGUGGCGCAGCAAACAGCAAGGCAUGGUGGGAAUUUCACUCAACUGUGACUGGGGGGAACCGGUGGACAUCAACAACCCCAGCGACAUUGAGGCAGCUGAGAGAUACCUGCAGUUCUGCCUCGGUUGGUUUGCAAACCCUAUUUAUGCUGGUGACUACCCCCAAGUCAUGAAGGACUACAUUGGAACAAAGAGUGCGGAGCAAGGCCUGGAGAUGUCGAGGCUGCCCACGUUCUCCCUUCAGGAGAAGAGCUACAUUAGAGGCACAUCUGACUUCCUGGGACUGGGCCACUUUACCACUCGAUACAUCACUCAAAGGAGAUACCCCUCCCACCAGGGGCCCAGCUUCCAGAAUGACCGUGACUUAAUGGAACUUGUGGACCCCAACUGGCCAGAUACGGGGUCUUCAUGGCUCUAUUCUGUGCCAUGGGGAUUCAGGAGGCUUCUCAACUUUGCCCAGAUUCAGUAUGGCGAUCCUCCCAUAUAUGUGACAGAAAACGGAGCAUCUCAAAAGUUACACUGCACUCAAUUCUGUGAUGAAUGGAGAAUUCAGUACCUCAAAGGAUAUAUAAAUGAAAUGUUAAAAGCUAUAAAAGAUGGUGUGAAUAUAAAAGGGUAUACUUCCUGGUCUCUGUUGGAUAAAUUUGAAUGGGAGAAAGGCUAUGCAGAUAGAUAUGGAUUCUACUAUGUUGAAUUCAAUGUGAGAAACAAGCCUCGCUAUCCCAAGGCUUCGGUUCAGUAUUACAAGGAGAUCGUCACAGCCAACGGGUUUCCAAACUCACGAGAGGUGGAAAGUUGGCGUCUCAAAGCUUUGGAAACUUGCUCCAUCAACAACCAGAUGCUUGCCACAGAGCCCUUGCUUAGGCAUAUGCACGUGGCUUCGGAGAUUGUGGUACCCACAGUUUGCACCCUCUCCAUCCUCGUUGUUGCCCUGCUGCUAACACUCCUCCUCAGGAGCCACAGCUGA